This is a messenger RNA of Amoebophrya sp. A120, 11115 nucleotides long. The record is from the annotation of a GenBank genome assembly. NCBI's taxonomy places the organism in Eukaryota, Dinophyceae, Syndiniales, Amoebophryaceae.
AGUGUACUGGUUGCCCGCUUUCAAAAUAAACGCCGAUGCAUGAAAUGUCACAGCCUGUUGGACUCCAUCAUGAACUCACUCAUACUGCACUUUUAUCCAUUUUUCCCGAAGAACGAAUAUUUCAGUUGUAAGUAUCUCUUUUACAACUUUUCCUUUUCUUGUCCGUGAUGUAGCCAAGAAUGCGGAAGCACUUGAUUGUCCGUUUUCCAGCAGCCCGGUUUCUACUACAGGCGAAAACGUAAAGACAAGAGUACUAGCGAAGAUCAAACUCCGGAACGUCUUGUAAGUUUUGCGGAAGUCGACGGUAACAAAGAGCAGCAGGAGCUGCCAGCUGCACAAGGGCGAUAAUUAUGGCGCCGCUGGUGCGGGUCUUGCUUUUCUCCGCGAGAACGUCAAGGGCCGCGACCGGAAUAUGUUUUCCGCUAUUUUUAUACCUUGCGGCCCAACAACUCCAACCCUUGUGGGCCGUCUCCCUCGUGCGCAGGAGAGAGGGCAACGAUAAAGCCAACACACGCCGGCAAAGGACGAUAACAGGCUUUGCAGUGGACGAUGGUGAUGAUCUUCGCCCCGGUCCUCGUGGUCGUGCAGAAGAUGAAGCUCGUGCUGAAGGAGUUCUUCCGGGAGUGCCAGCGGACUUUCUUGCGCAAACCGCCGUGAGCAGUGGCGGGGGGCAGGAACAUGCCGCGAGAGGACCCAGCGGCACGACUGGCAAGGGCGACCACAGUACAGGCGCCGAUGCUCCUGCUAGUACACCCGGCAGCAGUGGCAGCGACGAUCCGGCAAAGCAGCUUGUAGUACCGGAAAGACCCUAUCGUGUGUAAAAAGUUACCCGACUUCCUCCCGAGAGUCCAGAGGAGGUGACCUCUGCUACUGGCCAAUCCAGAAGUUUAUUUGGAUGUAAGAACGACCCGUAGAAGCAUGCUUAAACUUUGUUUGGCUUUGGCCGCCAAGUGUACUUAACUAAUUGCACUUAAAGGAUCUCCUGCUGAGCACGACGAUGAAAAUCCUUCUGUUGAUUUCCAUCCAGCACGACUGGAAAAUUCUUGUAUUAUGUGUUUUCGCCUCUCACGGGCGAGACGGUGAGCCGCAUUUUUACACGACAACCCCUGCAAGAAGUGCCAGAUGGGCAAGUAAAAGUACUCGAUGUGUAUGAUAAAAUCUCUUGGAUCAUGAUGAAGAUUGGGUGUUUAUUGAGCAUAGGCAGCCUUCGUUGUUUUCGGAGGAGCUGGAACGAAUGACCGAGAUAAAGUUUCGCGUGCGCGCGGGGGCGGCAGCCACGGGGGAUAGUAGUAUUCACGCGGGCGGUGCCGGUGGUGUGGAAGAUGAUAUGCGGUAUUUUAUUGCGCUUUCUGCAGGCGGCAAGCCCCGCGAUGUUGAAGAAGUUGCUAACGAGCGAACUGGGCGAACUUCUGAAACCACUACUACACAGACUGCUCUAACAUCCUUCGUCCAGCACACCUUCCGAAACCUGAAAAAGACCUUCCACCCCGCCGCCCUGCCGCUGGUUGCACUGCCCCUCGGUACCAGCGUCCUCCGGUGGGCCUUCGCGGACCGCGAGGCGUGGUUCCGCGAGGCCGCGGGUGAGGCCGGAGCGCAGGAUAUGUACAACUCCGCCGACCCCGACGCCUUUAUCACUAUGCCCGUGGAGCCCCGCGUCGCGGUUCGAACGACACUGGACCAGCGAGACUUUCCCGAAAUAAUCCGCGACCCGCGGGAAAGCGCAAGCAAGGCGGUUCAGAAUAUUGUUGGGGAAGGUGACGGCCACGGCCACGGCAACAACAGUAAGCCGCAUUACAAGCUUAUCCAAAGAAAAAAAGCGUUUUUACAGUGACAAUGCUUUUGCAAGUUCAGCAACACGUCAAAGUUGUCCUGCGUGACGAACAAAACGAAAACCUGCAAUGCACAGAACAGAAGGGAAAUAAACACGUAUGAAACUACGCUCCUGGUCCUGAGUAAUAUAUCCGGCAUGACAUAACAAGUCUAUUUUGCCUGGCCUGCAACACAAUGUGUGUCUUUUUCUGUAACAGCACUUUUCUUUGCAUAAACCUGUAUCCGGUCCCCCUGCCACGCAUGCCGUCGAACACAACGAGCCAGGACGUAAAGCUCUCCAGCUUCUUUGCCCGCUCGGCGCAGGCGGUCGUAGAGGACUACGCGCUGGCGUACCUACGGCUAAUCUUCGAAAGACGCCAACUAGGUGCUGACACCCACACCGACCAGCGCCACCACUUCAACAGCACUUCGGUUCAGCACGGCUCAACCUCAGCAGGAGAUCAGGAACACGCGGGGCAGCACGCUGGCAGGUCAACAUCGGCAGUAGCUCAACAUCUUCCUGCGAGCAGUACCGAGGACGACUCUCCUGCCGCCCUAAAAUUGCGGCUUCAGGGCCGCCCCGCCCACGAGGGGUCCUUUCGCAACUGUCGUUUGUCGCUCCGGACAAGCCCGCGCGGAGAUAGUAACUCUCUUUUGGAACAACGCACUGACACGACGACACAGGCUAACAAUUCUGAGUCAAGAUCGACUGACUUCGCCGGCGCGGGACGGCAGGACGAGGUGGUCGUAGCGUCUGGUCGUGGAACGGUGACACUAAUCGAAAAACAAGAGCCUCCGUCGCAGGAAGAGUUCAGAAGGAGAAAUGGCUCUGGUCUAAUAGCAGCUUCGUCUAGUCCAACCGGGGCUAGUACCAGUAGUGCACCGACAGCAAGCCCCGCGCAUCCUUGUUUUGGCGAUCUUGCCCUGGCAGAUUUGCUGGACGAAGUUCCGGAAGAAGUUUGGGAACAGCAAGACGCAGCUACACGGCUCACGCCGGAAGAGCCUGAUUUGGUGUUGGUAAAGCUCUCGCUGGCGUUUGAGUACGACACGGCCAUCGAAAUUUGGAAGCAGGAAGGUGAUGACAAGUCAGCUGAUGAUAUCCUGUGGAAAAUGAAAGUCCCCAGCGCCCCAUAAUCAAAUCAAGAGUGCUGGUCAAUCAGGUUCGCCUUUUUUCCAGCGCAGGCUCACGUGGCAGGAGCUACAACUGGUACAACAACUCAUGAGAGGGGCACCUGUUCUUGACUAGAUAUAAUUCAGUUCGAUUUUUCUAUGUUCCACCGGGUUCUAAAGUCUUGUUCAACUGCAAAAGCUGUGACUGAGUGGGUCUGCAAAUAAAGUACCGCCGUCGAUUCGCUUUCGCUAGUCAGCAGUUACAUUCUUUCGUGCCGAAUGUUUGUGAAGAUGCACCAGCAGGCGAAUCCAUUUCUUGUACAGUACUGGCAAAAUCUUCCGCAUUUCUUGAGCAUGGGGUGCGCAGUUGGGGACGUUUUUGGACAGCAUAUCGGAACAAAGCCGAACCUUAGUGGCGGGAAACAACAAACUACUUACUUUCGAUGUGUCUACCUCCUUUGACUUGCUUCUUUUUCGGGGUCCGAAGCUCCGCGCACGCCAGCUCGCCGUCGAAUCGCGGAGCGCGAGAGAGUACGCAUUGCAAAUAUGUCUGGGCCUUGAAGUGUGCGACUUGUGAUGCUGCCUGUGGAUUCGAAAAAAAUCUGUGUUGCAUUGGCAGCAACAGAAGUCAACUUUUUGCUACGGGGAAUGGGCAUUUCUCAUGCGAGACAGGCAACAAGAAAUCUGUGAGCAUGCAUCACAGACAUCACGGGUCAUGCAAAAUGUGCAUGACAAGCUUUGCACUUUUCCAGACCCAGCCAUAUUUUGAUUUCAUAGGGAGAACAGGGACCACAGGCUUGCGGCGACAUAUUUCCUGGACUACGAAGACGCCAACAGCGAAGAGGCAGUCACAAACCUUGUGGAUUGGUAUCCUGCAGAAAACGUAAGGGCCCACCCCAUAGUCGAGGUCAUGUGGCUCCCGCAAUAUUACAACUCAAGGAUCGAUAAGGAGCCUUUGAUGUUGCGCACGACAAAAUAAACAUUUGACUCUGCAUAUACACUUAGUUCCCCUCUUGAAGGUGCAGCCAGUGAAGGCGCCGCGUCACGAAAGAUUAUCUUAUCCGGAUGAUAGCGUGACAAAUCCCCUGAAACAGCUUAUUUCUUGCAAGUGCAAAACCGCAUGACAAAUACCAAUGUGGGUGCGUUUUUCUUCGGGAUAGUUGGCAGAAAAGUCUUAAUUUUCCUGCGGAAGCAAAUGGUGCAGGACCUCCACAGGGCACCAGCAUUGCGGCAGUCCGGUGGGCUGUGAAUACGUCACACCAGUUCGAAGAUUGGCUCCUGCAUUCCGUCGACCUGGCCCAUACGGAAGGCCAUUCCCUUUUGUACCGCAGAUAUUUUUUGUGGUACUUGGCAAGGAAAAGCCCGUCGUUUUUUGAGUUUUCGGGAAGCGACCUGAGGUACCGGUUUCUCCUGUAUCGACACUUUGACUUCCGCUACUUUCAGGACGUCCCGAAAAGGGGAGAUGCACCAGCCUUGAUGCUCGAGGAGGAUGCAGCCUUGGUGGUCGAGCCCUCCAUGUGGCAAGACACUUUCGUUCUCCUUCAGAUCUUGUCUUCCCCCAAAAACUCCCACGGCUUGGUGGAAACACGUGCCGCGGAGCAUUGGAGUCACUGGUUUUGUCCGCGAACUGAACCAGGAGCAAAACGCACCCUGGAAUCCGACCUAAUGUCGAACGCGUUGCGCGGGGCUCUGGCUGGAACGUAUUUCCUGCGAGGCCGCAGAAGGUUUCUGGACUUCAUGGCAGCGCUUUUGUACACAGUCUCGCCCUGGGAUGCCCUUGCCCGAAGCCGUCUUGUAGAUCUGCUGAAGCGUUGCUUGUUGCUUGCUCCAGACGCCGACGCGGUCGUGGUCAGAUCCGACAAAUUGCAGGCAACGGCCGGCGACACAUUGCGGUCAACGGCCGACAAAUUGAGGAAAAUAGGCGACAAGUUGGGGGUAACGCCUCGCUGGUGGGACGUAGUUCCAGCUCCAGAACCGUCUCUAUUUCCCGGAAAGCACUGUGAUCCGCCGCUCGACCGCAUUCAGGUGCGGCUGGCCGCCUUGUAUGUGUUGCAAACAUGUCUCGGUCUGGAACGCGAAAGUUGUCAUGUCAAUACGUGAAAUAAGGCAAAAUGACUUCAGUACGCAGAAACUUUUGAGCGGUUCUGGAGUGCGUAACCCGUGUGAGAACGAGAAGCCGCGUUUUUGCAUGACAACGAGGCACGACCAGCGCCAUUGUAUAAAUACUUAUCAUCCGUCAUAACGUUCACGUGCUGUGCAUCCUUCCAGAUCCAGAUGACAUAUUUGCACACGAUACCCUGCGUCGCGGCACCACGUUUGCCUCAAACGGGACGAACGACUACUACACGAGACCAGGUGCAGGUCAGUACGAGAAUAGGAUUACCAAUCCCAGUAGUGCAUCCUUCUCCGAGCUGCUACGAGUUGGUCUUCCAGAAGAUUUGCUCCAAAAGUACCGACACGAACUGGAUUCCGAAGCUCCCGGCGCGGUUAGUCCCACAGGCGGGCGGAAGCCGCUCGGGUUCUCUGAGAUGGCGUACGCGCCCAAAGGGAGUGAUUUGCGUGACUAUAAUCUAGAUUUUGGCCCGGGUAUCCUUGCCGAAGACGCGCCGACAGGUCCACGGCAAGAGAAGGACUUUACUUACAAGACGGAAAUGGCGAAAGACUUCAGACCUCAAUUGGUCUUGGAGUUGGCAACAUUUCUCAUAGCAAAGGCAAACAUGUCUGGGGUUUGAGAAGAUGAUCUGAAUAUGCUGCAUCAGAUCGCUCUCUGCAUAAUUUUUUUGAUUUUGGAAGUAGACACCUCCCACUGCAUCCGAACAGGACAAGAUUUUGGCAUCAUGCUGUCACUGUCUCAAGAGUCGUGGCACGCAUUGCAAACCGUAUCCUUGCGUGACAGACGCGCUCGGGACUUGGAGGUCAGGUGUGGUCCUGCAAUAGAGAUUGUUCCACCCGGAGAAAAGUAAAUGUAAGACCGCAGGCAUAGUAGACGACGUCUGCACCUAAAUAUAUGCAUGUAUAGUCAUCAUCUUUCUUGGCCCAGGUAGUAGAUAUUUGUGCGGCAUAGUCUGUGAAAAUGGCCAGCAUUGCGGAUCAAGAGUUUCAUCGACAAGGCGUGCCCGGACCACAGAAAAGGGCUAGUACCGCCUCGACCUUAGUACAACCGGUGAUCCGCGGGGCAUGGAGAGAGCUGGCAGAACAACGCGCCCGCCGGGGGCGACAGGUCUUUCGCUUUCGCAUUGGCCCCGGCAAAGACGGGCUGUACCACGACGAGUUCCUGAACCCCCGCGACUAUUCGGACGUCUUGGCCUCAUAUAAAAAGGCACACAAACUUUUCAGGAUCGCGGACGGUGUCAUGGGCCUCUGGGAAAAUGUUCCGGUCACUGAUCAUAACGAAUCGAAUCGCAACCCUACGGACGUAUAUGAACUUCCUCCCGAUAAAGUGCAACACCUCGCAACCACCCGCUACCCGUUUUUGAAAAAAACUGACUCGCGGCGGCAGCUUGCUGAGAUCUUGAUGCGGAUCCUGGACAGCGGUCUCGAUUGUAACAAUCCACACUUGCGGCGAGCCGAAGUGGAAAUCACGCUGUUUCGCACGGACCCAGAAGUGCUACUGAAAACCAAUAGCUCGAUGCAGGAGUUCGUGGCAGCGGGUCGCGAACCGGCGAACUCGCUUGGUGCGGUUGUGUAUUACUUUCUAGACGCGUUUCCGCCACCCGAGGAAAUUGCCUGGAUGCGAGCAAGUACUAAUACAUCUACACCGGCGUACCAAAUGCAUAUAUGUCUGGGUCGUGUCGGGAAGAUUGCAGUAGCACUGAGACAACUUCCCCGUGUUGUGAAUCUUCUGGAUGAUCAUACGAAAGAACCGAAAGUCUGUGUUGCGUAUAGAUCUUCUUCCUAAAGACCCAUACAUGCUUGCGUUUCAUACGACGGCAAAAUCCACUUCUGCCAAGAAUGUUGAGGCGGACCACUCAUCGUCGCCCGCUGCACGGGCGAAAGCGUUUGGUGGUGCUGGUGCGCCGACCCCGUGGCCGGGGGGACCUGCAUUACACGACCCAACACCCGGCCAGGGGCCGGCUCCACCUGUAGCUCAAGCUCCGGCGGCGGCCCUCACCCGCGAGAUGAGGAAUGGAACCGCACGAACGGACGGCACGAGCAAGCAAGGACGAGGGGGGAUGAAGGUGUCGCAGCAGCAAAGCGACGCAGAACAAGCAGUUACCGAAACACACGUGCAUCUCAUGGCAGUCCUGGCAGUUGUUCUCGCUGUGUCGGCGCUAGUUGUGGCAGGCUUUCUUAAUUCCCUCUGCCGUAGCGCGGAUUCCGAGCGGCGCGAGGCGGUGAGCGAACGAAAGCUAUACAUUGCAAUUAUCACUGGGUCGUGGUCUGGAAAGCUGCAGAUGUUUGUCAUGCUGUUUCAGCGUGCUGACGCAGAAUUUCCGGCGUGCAAAGCCUAGAACUACAGGUUUCGGGAAGACGCGCGCCCAGUGCCUAAUAGUCACGACAAAUCCACCCUCUCGGCGAUAAGAAAUUGCCGCCUUUAUUUGCUGUCAAUGCAUUGGCAGAUUGUUCUUUUUGCGUCAUCUGAAAUGCGCAUCACAAGUUUGCAGCUUUUCGGACCUAGACGCAUUUCCGAUGCAUAGGCCCGGGUCCGGCGCGACGUGUUCGAGCAGCGGCAACGGGCCAGAAAGGAAAGGAAAAGGCGAGAACGGGACCGGAAAGUUGCCGAGCGGUUGCGGCUGCAGGCAAUCGUGAUGAACAGAGUGGAGAAAGCCGUAGCGGCUACGGGGCCCGGACGCGGGCCGCGUAAUAUCGUCCCGGCAGCGAAAGCAGCGGCAGCGAACGACCAAGAAGGGCUGCAAGUACUAGAAGAAGUUCCACCAAUUGAAGUAGAGAACAAGGCCGUUGGUGGUACGAUGGGACAACCCAGAGCUGCCGCCAGGUCGACCUCGCGGACUACAGUAAAGCCGCUCGGCCGAGCGCUGAGCAGGGUAUCCUGAGUAAAAACGUCCCCACACCAUAGUCAAGUUGGGGAAUCGGCUAGACAAAUCCACAAGCUUUGGCUGUUUUGCAUGACAAAUUUGGAUUCGUAGUGUAGUGCUGUUUGAGCUAGCUCAGCAGCAUCACAGAUCUAGCAUACCAUGCUGAUUGGAGCGUGACAAAUUUCAAAACACGAUUGGAAAAUGCUUCUCAUGGGGCUCCGCAUGAGAAACAUUUUCAGCAUGCAGAUUUGCAUUACAACUAUGGGGUGGGGACGUUUUUAAAUAGGAUACAGGGACGAUGCUGUUCCCGCACAAGCCGGAUCAUCUUCGAGUAUCAAAUGUAAAAAUGUCUGGGUCUGGAAGAUUAGAACUUGUCAUGCUAAAUCUGGAUGAUGCAAAAAUCUGUGUUGCGUGAGUACCAAAAGGCGUCCGCUUUUGACCAAGUUGAGAGGGAACUUCUCAUGCAGGAAAGGCAUGAUAGAGACCUCAAAGAAUCUGUCAUGCUGGGUCUCGCAUUCCAGACCUCACGGGUCAUGGAAAACCUGCAUCACAAAUCUUGCAUUCUUCCAGACCCAGACAUUUUUGCAAUUGAUAUCGAGAGUAGUAAAGCCACUCGGGGGCGGCCGCGCUCGUCCCGGCAGCAAGGGGAGAAAAAUGUUGACAGAUAACUACGCAGUGUAAAUGUUUGGACCGAUCUUGGUCGGGUCUUGUGGCAUGUUGCUUAUGCGAGGCUUUACAUGGUGCACGGAACAUACAAAGUGGUCAGUUUUUUCGUACCCUAAGACGAAGCUCAGAUUGUCGUCCGAAUAUAUACGAAUCAACGGUUGUACGGUGCAGGUAUGAAGAUUAUGUGCAUCCAAAAUCCUUUGUUCACCGUGUCCUGCCUGUACUAUCCUCUUUUUCUGCCGUAUAAAAAGAAUUGAAGAGACCACUGUUCGGGAAAUAUUAAGAAAUGCAGGAAUCACUCAGUGAAUAAAAAUUAGGAUUUCACGACCUAGAUCUUCGUUCGAUUUACACUUGAUAAAGACUACGUUUUGACUAUCCAGCCGCCCCAGAUUUCUUCAUCGCAGGAGCCAGCGGCUCGACGACGGGAAAAACUCAAGAUGCCGCCAGACGUGGACCUUCCUGUCGCCCCGCCCCCACUCAACAUGAAAAGUGAUUUUUCGUUGCGCAACAUUCCAACUGCCGACAAGAAGCACCACGGACCACGACGCGGAGUCGUGAGUGCAGCAAAAACUACAACCUCUAGUAGCUUGUCCGCCGCUGCAAGCCGGCGAUCGAAAAGUACAGAGGAUAUUUUAAUUCUUUUGCCAAAAAACAAACAAUUACAGCUCUCUGGCCUUGCGGCGAGGCCAACAAGCUUUGUCGCGCCACGCCCGCAUGAAGGCUGGGAGGAGAUGCAAGCGCUGAUGGGCCCUGAGUUUGCGAAAGAGUAUGGGAGUGCAGUAUUCAGCCGGGAAUGGUCGUCACGAUGGAAAGAAUUUGUCACCGACAGAAUAGCAGCAGCAACACUGCUCUAUUUUUUUCAAGCGAUUUUUCCGCAUGACAGAGUCGCCAGUAGCCGCACGUAGAGUGGUUGCCAGGAAAAAGGAAUCUUUCAUGCUUGUGCAAGUAUAGAGGAGCACACACGAGGACAACUCCUGUCAUGCUACUUUUCGCGAGCAACAACUCUCUUUAUUCCAUGACCUUCAAACAUUGAAAACUACCAGGCCGGACGAGUAUAAUAGUAUCACAGUCUCAGUAAGAACGUGGCCCGCAACACAGACCUUCUGUCCUGUGGGAGCUCAUGCUAUACAAUUUUUUUCCAACAUUUUGCCAUUUUCCAGCUAAAGAUGAAACUCUCAUAGCGAAUAUCAGAAUGAAAAAUCCCCCUCCCCAUAUCAAAACGAAGUUUCUGAUGCUGGAUUUGCGUACACAAAUCGGAUUUGUCUUGCUGGCGAGGACUGCAGACCCAUAUAAAGCCUGCGGAGACAGGUUUUGGCCUUGGCGCUUUGCAUGACAGACGUCUACGCUGUAGGUACAAUAGCAUGCCAAACCGCCUGUAGAAUGCGGGGGAGCCGGUGGAGUUGCCUUCGUGCAACACAGAGACGAUUUGCGGUCACAAAUUAACAACACAAAUUUUCAAAAACGUGCCUUGUGUCAAUAUGGGGAGGGGGGAUUUUUUCUUUUCAUAACCAAAUGCGCGGGUAUCUCGAUUACGCGUUUGGAAACCCGCACCCGAUCUCCCCGCCAGAGCAGAUGAGCUUUCCGGCCACCGCGGCUUCCAGCGGACAUGAGGAGAAGAACUCCGAAAGAACAAACGACCAAGAAAUUAUCGGUACUCCACCCACGACGACCGGGAGCAACAGUGUUUUGAUGAACGUUCCUGGGAGUGGGACCUUGACAAGCUACAAAUCGCGAUCAAGCAGUGUUUUCGGGGGCAGCAGCCUGCUCCCAGCGGCCCCACAGAACUCCUCUGUGGACGUCGUCGUCGAAACGAGUAGACUAGAAGACGACGACCAGCUGCGAGCGCCCGUGCUGGGACCACAAGCAGCUUCAACAUCUUCCGCGCACGAGGUUCUUUCCGAUCAACCCCACCAGCAUGAUUUUAUUAUUAUUCGGUCGCAGCAACUACUACCCAAGACAGGAGCCGCGAGUGCUGGGCGGAGGGGGCCACGACGACCGAAGCCUGUGGCUCGUGCUCGAGAUGAAGUCGAGGAAGAAGUAGAGGUGUGGAAUUUGUAAAUGCGUGUUUCUGUUCUACCCUGGCUGUUGAACAGUGGCAGGCGGUUGAGGGGGCAGAAAUGAAUUUACGAGAUCGGCAACUUCGACGUUGAUGUAAGUAGUAUUAGACGCCGAGAUAAACAAUCCUAGCAACCACGGCUACUACUACUAGAAGCUGUGAUACUCUUGAUAUGCGAAGAUGGUCCUAGCACAGGAACACUUUUAACAUGAUCUCCUAUGGGUUACGAUUUUCAGUACGAAAAAGAAAUCUUUUUUUGGACGUCGAACAAGUUCAUCAAGACGAUGAAACGGCUGCACCUCUAAUAAGUGCGCCAUUCUUAAGAACCACAGAUGAAAUAGCGAAGCCACAAAGAGGUGAAAACUGGAAGAUCUGGCAGUUGUGUUCUCGUCGAUGUGAAGAUGUGAUUGAAGCGCAAGCCACACUAAACUACACACUAGAUUCAGUUGUUCCUCGCAGAAGUACUCGUGAAUUAUGAUCGCGUUUAGUACCAUCCGG